GUCUCUUUCUCUACGAGGAACUAUCCUCUCCUUCACUGAACCCACCUCAACCUACAUCCUGUUGUAUCUCUAUCUAGCCCCGUCCACUUCAUGACUGGCCUAUUUCCGUACACAUACACCGCUCCAUUCGCCACUGCACACUCUACUUACUACCCCUGCCUGGACGCACAUCAAGUCUAGGUUCCAUACGACUCCGCAGCCCCGCCACCAUGGCAGAUUGGACGGCGGCACAGGUCAACCAGGCCCGGGUGUACGAUCCCCACUCCGGAGCAACUCUACCCUCGGUCACCCUAGAGGACAUGCCGCGGGUCAGAGCGCUGCUCGACAGCUGCUACGAUGAUGGACUUUUCCCGGAAUCGUCGUUUUCCCAUGGCGAUAUCGAAAUCGCAUCGACACAUCAGACCAGUGAAAAUGCAAUUCUCGCUUUGAAGACGGAGAUUGGGGAAUUAAAGCAAUCGGCCAUUGUAAAGGCGAACUUCAAAAAGGAAAUUGCCGGUUUACGCAAGGAGGUCAAUUCAUUACGAGAGCAGAAUGAGCGGGUGGUGGCGGAGGCCAAUCAUCAAUGGAAGUCUGAAGCGCUAUGGCCUGGGAACAAAAGAGGUAGCGCUGCCAUUAACACUCCUGAACCAUCCGAUCGAGGAACUCCUAAGCCGAGGUGGACCGAUAAUCUGAGGGAGGUUAACAAAUGGAAGGAUGAGUACAAGAAUCUCAGUACUCUACACCGAUUAGCUAAUCUCGAGGCUGAGGCACUUAAGAAGAAGAGAGCGGAAAUAGAGUUGAAAAGAAUGGAAGCUGAAAAGCAGGUGAAGGAUUUGGAGGCCAGGAUGAGCGAGCUGACGGCUAGUGGGGAUAAGAGGAAGGGAGGGGGUACUAACCUCAAAGAACGAUUGGAGGAGGUGGCAAUUCGGUCGGUUAGGAGAGGCCAAAAAACGACCCCGGGGAGGAUCAGAGGGGUCUCAGUUGGUAAUCGAAACAUGGGGGAUAUUAACAACCGGACUGAAUACGUCGAGGAGCGGAAAAAACAGUUGCGAUUGCUUAGGAAGGCUGGUCUGGAGGUGUAUUGCAAGGAAGAAGGGAUUAAGCUGGGUAAGGUUGAAGAAACCAUUUCUGAGCUUGCGGAGGCACGUGCGAGGAAGAUCUUUGGAGAGACUUCUGAGAAAGGACAGAGUGCGAAGCAGAAAGACCCUGUCGUUGAAGUCAGCGAUGACACUUUCCACGAGGUAAGUCACGAGGAGACGGAGGAUGAGCAGUCGGCCGAAUUUUAGGGUGUUGUCCUGAACGUGACCUAUCUUUGGUCUCUUGCUAAGGAGUGUAGAACGAG
Messenger RNA from Chara braunii, 1321 nucleotides. NCBI's taxonomy places the organism in Eukaryota, Viridiplantae, Streptophyta, Charophyceae, Charales, Characeae. The record is from the annotation of a GenBank genome assembly.